AAUCAAGGCUUCGGCAUCUGCUAUGAAGUCAAGACUUUAUUAGUCUCACCCUGAAGAGUAACCAGUGUUGUGUACGGUUUGACAGCAGAAGCUCGGCUUAUUUUUAAAUAAAGGGCAGUGCUUGAAGAAUAGAAGCUUGGGGCGAGGUGCCAACCAGGUCAAACCCAUGAAUUAUUCGCACUGUAGAGACUGAAAGAGGUGCAUCAAGAGGAGUGAGUGAGUCCUUCGCAGAGAUGAAUGACAGUGCCAGUGGUGACGGACCACACCAGGAACAGCCAAUACCAGAGACGUUCUCGAAACAGAGCAGACGAGGCUAUUGUGGCUGCUGUAAAGAGUUAUAUACCUGUCUGGAACAGCACCUCCAGACCACUCGGCACCGGCAAUUUGCUGGUGAGUCCAGGAGCCAAGGACCAGCUAAAAGCCUCAUGGAACGCUUCCUGCAGGAUGUCAUCCAGUACCACCCUUCCCGAUAUAAGGACAACAGGUCGACGUACAUGGAUCUGCCAUCCAUUAGUGCCCCACUUCUCCCCAAGAAGGAGCUGGCAGACAUACACUCCUACCAAGAUGACAAGGAGACUGUUGGGACCAGGGAGGAGUUGCCUAGCACAGAUAACGAAUCCAUCCGAUCGGCGCACUUGAUGGUGGUGAAGAACGUGGCAAGUUGCAAUCGGGUUAAAGCCAGUGUAUCAUCUCCCAUGUCUGUCGGUGCUCCGCUGGGUCACAGAGACACCGCGGCUAAAGAGACGGCGUGUGGGGAACACUUGAUUGACAUCAGCUCUGUGACAUCUAAAGGCUUGGGAAGGACUGCUUUUCUGGGAGUGACUGAGGGCGUCCUCUCGUGCGGCAAAGUGGAUCGGCACGGACAUCGGAUCGAUUUGGGCCUGUACAGACCGAUGCCAAGGAAAGGAAUAAAAGACCAGGAUAAAACCAACUCGCCGGCUGUCAGCCAACCCAAGUGCGAGCCGCACGAAAACUGGAAUCCCCCUCAAACAAACUUUCCCAACGUCUCCGCAAGGCCAGAUUCUCGCUUUUCCAGGCUGCAUCACGUUACCUCUCAGGGCACCAUGGCGGGCUCUCCUCUUCCUCAACUCAGGGACUGCGCCGGGCCUGGUGGCCCACGGUGCACUGCUGGGCGAAGCCAAGCUGAGGAGUGCAGGCCACAGAACAGGAACACCGCCAACUGCCUCGGCGACCUCAGGGAGGUGAAGAUGGUGGACCGCAUCGAGGACCUGGUGUCAGAGACCAUUGAGACAGUCAUCCAGAAGUACUGCAGUAGGCGGGCACCACCAUCGCAGGACAGCGACAGUGAGAAUUCAGCAGCGGAGGUCAAGGGGGCACCUACCUUUUGUCAGCUUGAGAAGAAAAGGAAGGCAGUGGAGGCAGGCCUGCAGGGCAGUGUUCCAGGCAGGAAAUGGCCCCCUGCAGGAGAGCACAAUCCAAGUGCACCUUUGAACCGCGGCGACCUGGUCUGCAGCAGGCAGGCGAUGCGCGAUACGGCAUCUUGCUUCAAGAAGAUGCUCUCUUUAAGCCUUUCCAGUGAAAGAAAGGCCACGGGCCAGCAUCAAGCUGUGGGCGAGGACGGCAGCUCCGGCGGCAGCAUCUGUUCCCUCGGCAGUCAACUGGGGCACCUGAAGUCGACCAGCAGCUCCGAGUGGGACACUUCUGUCAAGGUGGAGAAAGACUGCUCGCGGGUGGCCAGCAAGGACUUGGAGCUGCUGACGGACACCCAGAUAACCCUCGACGACCGAGGCUACAAAACCCAGCUGAGCUCCGUCCUGCGCUUCCGGCCGGAGGAGUGUGACAAAAUGGAAGAGGAGGGCCCCGCCCGCUCAGAGAGCCGCAUGAAGGCGGAAGACGGGCAGCAAGCUGCUGAAGGCGAUUGGAAGCUUCGGUCGCUGCCCUGCGUGCCCGCGUCUUUCGCCGGGAAGACCUGGUCGGAAAUCAUGGCAGAGGAUGACCUGAAGGUGGAGGCGCUGGUCAAGGAGUUCAAGGAGGGGCGGUACUUGUGUUACUUUGACAGCGAGUCGUUGGCCAACUGCGGCAAGAAGCAACGCAGAAAGCACCAGUCCUGCUCCAAAGACGCUCCGCAGGCCCCUUCUAAGGCAUCGGCCGAAACCACUGGGGCUUUGCCCCACUUGCAGGAAGUCAAUGACAAGGCGGCGCCCGAGCCGGAAGCCUGUAGGCCAGAGGUGGGCAAGAAGCCGGGCCUGAGGCAUUGCCGGCUGGCAUCCCGCUGCCAGGUGGUGAAGGUGAGCCAUGGCACCCAGACCAGCGAGGCCAGCUACCCGGUGGUCAAGAAGAAGUCAAGGCGGGCGGAGCAGGAGCCCGAGAACGUGUGGGUCGGUGCCGAGGCUGAGGCCGAGGACAGGCCUGGUGCCAAGGCCAGGCUGUGCUCAGUGCGGCUGCCCAGGGCCUACCGUAAGAUCAUGAGCCCAGUGCAGCCACGGACCAUCAUCUACGUGCUGUCGUCACCAGACUUUGCAUCGGCCACGCAGGCUGCCUGCCACGAGGCCAAGAGAACCUCGAAGGCGUCCGAUGAUGGCGCCAGCCCAGCCAAGUACAAGUACAAGAAGUCACCGGUCAGGUACUAUGAUCCAACCACCAACAGGAUCGUCAGAACGCCGCCCGGAGCCCGCCAUGUGCGGCAGCUCUUCAGGAGCCUGAGCCCGGACAUCAAUACAGGACACCUUGCCAACAAGUUGCGGAUCAAGGCUGCAGGAGGAGGAGCGGGCCCCACCGCGGCGCUCCCCCAUCCGGGUAACAACCAGGCCUCAGGCCUGUGGCCUACUGCCGCUGCCACUGCCCCCUCGUCCUCUUCACUCAAGGAGCGGCCUCCUGGCGAGGGCCCUGGCAGUGAGUGCCCGUCCAAAAGCACCGGCGCAGCCUCCAACCCCCGCCAGCCAUCCCAGUCCCGUUCACUGUUUGGCUCGGACGGGGGGCUGAGGCCUCGGCCCGCUCCUCCUCAGCACCAGUGCCGCCCUCGCCGCCGCCACCACCACCACCUCCUGUCAGAGUCCAAGAGCGGCCUCUUGUCACCGCUGAGGAAGGAAACGCCUGAGUCGCCUUUCGGCAAGCUCCAGGUGUACGUGGGUCCCAGGAGCCGGAAGCCUCCGGACAAGCAGGGCCCGAGGCCAGGCUCCGGAGAAGGACGGGUGAUGGGCUGCGGGGAGGAGGAGGAGGAGGAAUUGGAGGACGGUGAUGGGGAUGAGAUCAAGGAGGAUGGUGCCGCUGGAGCUCCUCCGGGGCCCCGGCCCAGCCUCAGGGGCACCUUGUCCUGCUCUGACACAGGUCGGUCCACCGCCAGCCCCCCACCCAGCCACAGGCCCCGCCUCAGGCCUGCUUCCAGGGAAGCUGCCUCGGGCAGGAAGGCGCUGCGGAGGGAGGCCGAGGUGAUGGUUGUCCCCCGGCAAAGUUCUCGCCAGGCCACCCGCAAGAGAAAGUGAGCCCCUUGCCCUACAUCAUCCUCCAUUUGUGGGGCUGGGACAGCCUCCUGUCUGCCUCUGACUUUCUACCACCAACACCUCCAAGGCCCAUUUUUGAACUUGCCCUCCCUUCCAUUGUCCGCCUGUCUAAAGCUUUGGGUGUUUUUUUUUACUAUUUCUAUUUGUAUCAAGUACUUCAGGGAAUUUGCAGCUGAAACACACACAAAAAAAUUGCAGCCUGUAUUUUUAUAAAGAGCCCUGGUGUUUUUCUUUACAGUGUCUUGAGUCCAAACAUUGGAGCACUGAGCGAUUUGUUACAAACAACACCUCGGAUGAUUUUUGUAGUUUUAGAUGCUUUGGAUCCGGCUAGCCAGACUUGUUAUGACACAUAUUUGGAGGGGAUGAGACUUGAACCCAGACGUUCUGGGUAGGGGUACAGCCACUAUGCCACAUUGUUCAUGUUUUCAGUGUCUGGACUGUUGGGUCCACCUCAUCUAAACUAGGGUUUAAGCUGCUAGGUUUCAGUUCUCUCCUUUCACCUUCCUUCUGUCUAUUUCCCAACCCCCUCACCUUCUAUCUAUUUCUCCAACACCCCUCGCCUUCUGUCUCUUUUCACAUCUUUUCCCUCACCCGUCGCCUUCUAUCUCCCCACCCUCCAACAUUGAGAUUCCCCUUUUAAGUUAGUGUGCCAGGUUCCCAGAGGAGAACACACGGCUAUCAGACAAUGGAGAGACAACUUGUGCUAAGCUUCUAACCAAAGAGCCUCAUCUUACCUGAGUGGCCCUACCACUGAGGCAGGAGGCCCGGGUUCGAGUCCCACUUGCUCCAUGACGUCUCUGAACAGGUUGACUCGAAAAUAGCAAACAGUUUUGUUAACCAGCACCUUGCAGGGCCAAGAGUGGUUGAUCCAAUAUUCCAGAUGAUCAAAAGCUCCACACAGUCAAUGUAAAAACACGCAGUAAUAGAAGUGUAAUGCAGGGGAUAUACACAUCGCUGUUGCACGUUAUUUACAGCAUAAAUCACUUACGUGAUAAUGUAACUUUGCCUGAACGAAAACCUAACAGUUUCUC
Messenger RNA from Stegostoma tigrinum, 4492 nucleotides. RefSeq names its product zinc finger, DBF-type containing 2 (gene zdbf2). Gene Ontology annotation, molecular function: zinc ion binding; nucleic acid binding. The record is from RefSeq and is a predicted model, not a curated record. NCBI's taxonomy places the organism in Eukaryota, Metazoa, Chordata, Chondrichthyes, Orectolobiformes, Stegostomatidae. The transcript has 6 exons. The coding region runs from base 234 to 3443 and encodes 1069 amino acids.